AUGAAAAAGAUUGAAGCUUUACCAAUUGCAAGAUCCAGUGAUGUUAAGUUCCGAAUCGCAAAAACCUUAGGAGAGAUGGAGUUGACAGAUCACAAUAAGUCAUCUCUGUUUGAAGAGGGAGUUCUAGAUUCCCUUCUUUCCUUGUUGUCACAUGGUGAAAUUGAAGUAAAACAAGCAGGUGUGAAAGCCCUUCUAAACCUCUCUAGUUUACCAAAGAAUGGACAGGAAAUGAUCAGGAAAGGUGUUAUGCGUCCACUGCUUGAUACGUUGUACCGUCACACAUCUUCCCAAAGUCUGCGGGAACUUGUAGCAGCCACUAUUACAAAACUUGCCUUCUCAGCAAGCAUUGAAAUACAGGUUUCACUGUUUGAUGCUGAUGAAGACAUUUAUGAACUCUUUUCCCUAGUUAACGUGAAUGGCCCAGCUGUGCAGCAAAACAUUCUCCAGGCUUUCUGCGCCAUGUGUAAGUCUCCAUCUGCUGCUAGUGUCAAGGCAAAGCUAGUACAGUGCUCAGCUGUCCAAGUGCUAGUGCAAUUCUGUGAGCAUGGCAAUUCAACUGUUCGGUCAGAUGCAGUCAAAUUAUUCUGUUGCUUGAUUGAAAAUGGCGAUGAAACUAUGAUCCAGGAGCACGUGGGCCAAAAGUUCAUUGAAAUAUUACUUAAGAUCAUCAAGACUUCUGAGGACGAAGAAGAGAUUGCUUGUGCAAUGGGGAUCAUCUCUAACCUUCCCCAAUCUCCUCUAGUCUCUGAGUGGCUUUUUGCAGCGGAAGGACUUCCAGUGUUUUCCAGAUUUCUUCCUGAGGUAAAGCAUAAGAGUUCCUGUAAGCUUCAGUUGGUAGAAAAUGCUGUUGGGGCAUUAUGUCAUUUCACCGUCUCAAUAAACCAGCAAACACAGAGGGUAGCUGGCCUUGUUCCCAAGCUGGUGCGGCUGCUAGACCUGGGAACAAGCUUGACAAAAAAACGAGCUGCAGUUUGUCUUGCACAGCUUUCAGAGAAUUCACAAACACUGAGUCGUCCAAUCCCAAGGAGUAACAGGUUAUGGUGCUUCUCACCUUCACAAGUAGAACUUUGCCCUGUUCACCGAGGGAUAUGCACACUGGAAACUUCAUUUUGUUUGGUAGAGGCUGGGGCGGUGGGACCUCUGGUGAGGGUUCUUGGGGAUCCAGAUCCUGGAGCCUGUGAAGCUUCUUUAGAUGCCUUAUUGACUUUAAUUAAGGAUGAAAAACUUCAAAGUGGUGCUAAAGUUCUUGCUGAAGAAAAUGCCAUACCAUCAAUGAUAAAGCUACUAGGUAGUCCUUCCCCCGAACUGCAACAAAAGGUUCUGAACUCAUUAGAAAGAAUUUUUAGGUUGCUGGAAUACAAGCAGAUGUAUGGAUCCUCUGCUCAGAUGCCUUUAGUUGACUUGACACAACGAGGAACUAGCAACAUCAAAUCUUUAGCAGCAAAGGUACUUGCUCAGUUGAAGGUGCUUCAUGAUCAGUCCUCUUUUUUCUAACAGCAGAACCAUGAUCGUUACGGGCACACAGUCCAUGUAGAUGAAGAAAUUGGUUACAGUUAGACUCAAGAACCGCAGGCAACAUAAUUUUUUUUCUUUUGAAUUUUUUGCAUUUUUAAGAAUAGGGGUUUAGUAACAAUCAAAUACUUCAGGUUUUGAUUCUUUAUCUUUGAUAAAACCUGAUUUAUGUGUCAGCGGGAAACAAGCAAUUUGCUCUGACCUCCCCAUGACAGAGUGGUCGCUCAUGCCCUUUUUGUAUAAUAUGUAUUCUUUAGUCAUCUAAGUCGUAGCCAAUUGAUUCAGCUGUAAUAUAUUCUGAAUUCUUUACUGAUGAAAGUAAUAGCUUAUUGAUU
Messenger RNA from Lycium barbarum (goji berry), 1847 nucleotides. Its product is annotated as U-box domain-containing protein 44-like. Lineage: Eukaryota; Viridiplantae; Streptophyta; Magnoliopsida; Solanales; Solanaceae. The record is from RefSeq and is a predicted model, not a curated record. Gene Ontology annotation, molecular function: protein binding. The transcript is spliced from 3 exons. Bases 1 to 1494 code for a protein of 497 amino acids.